This is a messenger RNA of Monodelphis domestica (gray short-tailed opossum), 7980 nucleotides long. RefSeq lists its product as uncharacterized. The record is from RefSeq and is a predicted model, not a curated record. NCBI's taxonomy places the organism in Eukaryota, Metazoa, Chordata, Mammalia, Didelphimorphia, Didelphidae. Gene Ontology annotation, biological process: embryo development; regulation of transcription by RNA polymerase II. Gene Ontology annotation, molecular function: RNA polymerase II transcription regulatory region sequence-specific DNA binding; DNA-binding transcription factor activity, RNA polymerase II-specific. Gene Ontology annotation, cellular component: nucleus.
UCUCUCUCUCUCUCUCUCUCUUUCUCUCUCUCUCUCUCUCUUUCUCUUUCUCUUUCUCUUUCUCUUUCUCUUUCUCUUUCUCUUUCUCUUUCUCUUUCUCUUUCUCUUUCUCUUUCUCUUUCUCUUUCUCUUUCUCUCUCUCUCUUUCUCUUUCUCUCCUGGUUUAGCUCCCCUUUCUCUGACCUGUGAUUCUCUGUCUUCUCUGUUGGCUCCUCCUCUAGAUCUUGUAACAGUAGGGUUAGGGUCAGGGAGUUCCUGCUGCCCUAUCUUGGCCCUCUACUCUUCUCCCUCUGAACUUCUUUACUUGGUGAUCUCAUCAACUACCAGGGAUACAAGCACCAUCUCUCUCCUGAUAAGUCUCAGAUCUACAUUUUCUUCCCUAAUCUCUGUGCUGAAAUCUGAUCUUUCAUCUCAAAUUUCCUUACAAGGAUUUCCUACUAGGGGGCCAGUAGACAUCUUGAGCUCAGUGUGUCCCAAAUACAUUAUUCUCUCUCACCUAGAGAGAAGCCCCACCUUCUCUGUAGCUGUAGCCUCCUCAUCCCUGAGGCUCAAAACCAAGGAGUCCCCCUUGACUCCUCACUAUCCCUUACCCACAUAUCCAAUAUGGUGCCAGGACCAGUCAGUUUCACCUUUGCAGCAUCUCUCCAAUAUGCCCCCUUCACUGCCAUCAUCCUGGUGGAGGCCCACAUCACCUCCCUCAUGGACUAUUGAGACAACCUGCUGCUGGGUCUGUCUCCCACAGGGAUCUUCCCACUCAAAGGCCUCCUCCAUUCUCCCACCAGAGUGAUUUUCCUACAGAGCAGUUCUGAUCAUGUCACUCCCCUAUUCCAUAAACCCCAGUGGCUCCCUAUUCCCUCCAGGAUCAAAUACAAAACAUUCUGUUUGGUAUUCAAAGCCCUCUUUCUCAUCCUCUUAUUCAUUACUCCCCUGUCUGUAUUCUUGGAUCUGGGGAACCUGGCCUCCUGGAUUCCUUCAGCUGCAGACUUAAAAAAAAAUCCUUUACUUUCGUCUUAGAAUGGAUGGUAAACAUCUGUUGUGAGGCAGAAUAGGGCUAAGAGAUAGGCAAUUGGGGGUAAGUGACUUACCCAGGGUAACAUAAGUAGGAAGUGUCAAAGGUCAUAUUUGAACCCAGGACUUUCUGUCUCUAGUUCUAAUUCUCUAUUCACAGUCACCUAACUGGCCCAAAGUAGAAAAGUGUUUGUUUUUUUAAACCCUUUCCUUCCAUCUUAGGAUCAGUUCUAAGAUAGAUGAGUGAUGAGGGCUAGGCAAUCAGAGUUAAGGGACUUAUCCAGGAUCACACAGCUAGGAAGCAAAUGAGGUCACAUUUGAACCCAGGUCUUCCUGACUCCAGAUCUGGCGCUCUGUAUACUGUGUGAUCUGGCUGUGUCUAGUUCCAGGCAUUUUCAGUGGCUUCAUCUUAUGUCUGGCAUAUUUUUCCUCCACAUUUCAGAUCACUGACUCCUUUAAACUUCCUCUAAGUCCCAACUAAAGACUAAAAAUUUUCUACAGGAAACCUUCCCUCGUCCCUCUUGGUCAGAGUGCCUUCAUUCUUUCCAUUCCUCACUAUUUCUCCUAGACAGAGCUUGCUUUGUUCCCAUUGUCUGUGUAUUGUCUUCCUCCCCCAUGGGGCUGUGAGCUCCUGGAGGACAGGGACUGUCUUUUGCCUCUUGAGGAAUCUCCAGAAGGGCAGAACAGGUGCUGACUGUAGAGGGAAUGAAAAUGACAGUGUCUGGUCCUUGAGAUGUCCUGGGUGUGUCCCCAUAUUCUUCUCUUCUCCCUUGUGGUCCUUCAGUCCAACACGGGAAGAAUCCUCUUGGAGUAGAUGGGACACCACAUGAUCCCCUCUGUCUUUAUCUUCACCUUUAGCCCUCCUGGGUUUCCUCCUUCCCUUUCCCUUUGUCUGAAGUUUUUAAAAGAAGCUUCUUUCCACUCUCUCUGAUGUUCUUCUGCUGAUACUAUCGUCUUCAGUUAUUCACUCCUCCUGAAUUUCUGCUGCUAAGGUAUUCAGGAAGCAAAUGAUCUCUUCCCUUUGAUGUCUCUUCCUAAAAACACUGCAGACUCCUCUUCAUUAGUGAACAUCUACUGUUCUGUCCAACAUUGUGAAGCUCACAUUUGCAGGUGUUGGGAGUGAAAUUUAAAUAAUGGGUAAACUGAGGCAGUUCUCAAAGCUGUUUGUGAAUAAAAGAGCUCUAGGGGCUUCCCUCUGUUAAAGCUCCAAACCCUAAGGAGAAGGCUCUUUGCUAGGUUUGGGGAAGCACAGAACAAAGAACAGACAGGGUAAGUGAUGUCUAUCAUAGGAUGGAGGAUUGCCAUUGGCUAUAGAGCUGGGAUAAUCCAAGAUGCUCAAACUAAGAAGAGAUUCUUGUGUGAGUUCAGUGCAAGUCAGGCUUUGGCAGCAAACCAGACAUCUGUGAGAUAGGUUGGGAGUGUAGGAAUACUAGGUGUGACUCCCUGGGGCUCGCCUGAAUCUUCCACCGUCAACUUGUACCUUGAACAUGAGGCCAGAAUGCUGAUGAAGUGCCCAAGAGCUGGAUUCUGCACUUCACCUGUUACUGGCUGGCUGAAUGUUGAGCUGAGUCAGGAAACAGAACCACAACUCAGGCAGUUACCAGACAAAAGCAGUUACUGGUAAAUAGUAUCAAUAAGUAAAUGAUAUGAGAUCAGCUCAGCCUUCUCCGAGGAUAAGUCACCCUGGGCUGCAUCCUGAGUCCCUGAACUCUCUCCAGAGAUCUCUGCACACAUUCUCUCUUGUGCUUUCCAUGGUGUUAAAAGUAAAAAUGGAUCUCGGGGCUUAUUACCAGAUUGAUGAGCAUUGAUUAGUAAAGAGAGAGUUUGAGAGAGGCAGAAAGAGAGGUCUCAGCCUUUCUAGGUCUCAUUCCUGAUUCUGUUUGCUCAGGCUGGACUUGCCAGAGAUUAAGAGAUCAGGAAAGCUCAGAGACAAACCCCCAGCCCAGAAAGCCAGUUAUUUCCAGGGGGCAGGUACCAAAGCCCCCUCUCCUUCUCUUGCCUGCCUUUUACAUUCCCUAGCUCUUCCCUCUGUGGCUUGGACUCUGGCAUGUUGAUGGCUCUCACACUGAUGCUGGCUGCACUGGGACACAGCAACAGGGCAACAGACAUGUGACUCUGACAACUACAUCCCACUGCGGGGGCCCUUGGGAUCCAAGCUGCAAUGAGGGUCCCCUAGAUAUUUCCCUUCGCACAAUAGAAACUUCUCGGCUUCCUUCCAGAGCAUCAUAGAACUGCUUUUCUCUGUGAAGAUAGGAUUAACUCUCUUCUUGCCUAGCUUUAAAUUCAUCAACAAAAACUGAAAACAUCCCUACUUAACACUAAGUAGGGGAGGUCUGGAAGCCACUUACUAAAGUGGGUGUCAACUCCCGAAGCAACUGACCACCCUCUGUGCAGUGCUAAGCAAAUUGAUGGAUUGCAGUCAUUCCUGUAAAGUGGAGGAAGGGACAGGAAGGGACGUGGAAAAAGGACUAUAAAAGUCCUGAACUUCCUGUCCAAGAGGAUAUUCAGCCUGAAUCUUGGGUGUGGAGGAUCUUGGACUGAGACUGAAUCUUGGAGCUACAACUUGGGAUCUCCACCUGGAACUAUGGCUCUUGGACUGCGUCUGGUAAGACUGCUCCUGGAUCCUUUGGAGCUUAGCUUGGGAGGUGGUGACAUUCAAGGAUGUGGCUGUGGACUUCACCCGGGAGGAGUGGCGCCUCUUGUCCCCUCCCCAGAAGGAGCUGUACAAGGAGGUGAUGGUGGAGAAUAUCAGGAACCUGCUUUCUGUGGGACUUCCAGCUCCCCCAGAAGAUGUGAUCUCUUAUUUGGAGCAAAGGGAAACCCCAUGGAUGCUGGAGCAAGAAUGCCUGAGGAGGUUCUGCCCAGAAAGAGAGAUCAGACCUGAAAUGAAGGUGAUUCCAACAGAGGUGAGCCUUCCUAUGGAAGAAAUGGGCCUACAAAGAUUCAUGAGUGAUGGUCCCAAUAACUUUGCUUUCAGAGAAUUCUGUGUUGCAUCUCAAAAUUCAUCUCAUAUUAAACAUCAAAGAAUGCACACUGAGGAAAAAUCUACAGAAAGUAAUCAGUUCAGAAAGACUUUUAUUCACAGGGCCAAUCUUUCUGGACAUCAGAGAGUACACACUGGGGAGAGACCUUAUGAAUGCAAUCAAUGUGGAAAGACAUUCAGUCAGAGCUCCUCUCUUGCUGUACAUCAGAGAAUCCACACUGGUGAGAAACCUUAUAAAUGUAAGCAGUGUGGAAAGACAUUCACAAAUAACUCCAGUCUUGCUGUACAUCAGAGAGUCCACACUGGGGAGAAACCUUAUGAAUGCAAGCUCUGUGGAAAGACAUUCAGUCAGAGCUACUCUCUUGCUAUACAUCAGAGAAUCCACACUGGUGAGAAACCUUAUGAAUGCAAUCAUUGUGGAAAGACAUUCACAAAUAACUAUGGUCUUGCUGUACAUCAGAGAGUCCACACUGGGGAGAAACCUUAUGAAUGCAAUCAAUGUGGGAAGACAUUCACAAAUAACUACAGUCUUGCUGUACAUCAGAGAGUCCACACUGGGGAGAAACCUUAUGAAUGCAAACAAUGUGGGAAGACAUUUAGUCGGAGCUCCCAUCUUGCUGUACAUCAAAGAAUCCACACUGGGAAGAAACCUUAUGAAUGUAAGCAAUGUGGAAAGACAUUCACAAAUAAUUCCAGUCUUGCUGUACAUCAGAGAGUUCACACUGGGGAGAAACCUUAUGAAUGCAAACAAUGUGGAAAGACAUUCCAUCAGAGCUCCCAUCUUGCUGUACAUGAGAGAGUCCACACUGGGGAGAAACCUUAUGAAUGCAAGCAAUGUGGUAAGACAUUCAGACAGAGUUACUCUCUUGCUCUACAUCAGAGAAUCCACACUGGCGAGAAACCUUAUGAAUGCAAGCAGUGUGGAAAGACAUUCAUAAAUAACUCCUCUCUUGCUGUACAUCACAGAGUCCACACUGGGGAAAAACCUUAUAAAUGCAAGCAAUGUGGGAAAACAUUCAGUAGAAGCUCCCAUCUUGCUCAUCAUCAGAGAAUCCACACUGGGGAGAAACCUUAUGAAUGCAAGCAGUGUGGAAAGACAUUCCAUCAGAGCUCCUAUCUUGCUGUGCAUCAGAGAGUCCACACUGGGGAGAAACCUUAUGAAUGUAAGCAGUGUGGGAAGACAUUCAGUCAGAGCUACUCUCUUGCUCUACAUCAGAGAAUUCAUACUGGCAAGAAACCUUAUGAAUGCAGUCAGUGUAGAAAGACAUUCUGUCAGAGUUCUGAUCUUACUCAUCAUCAGAGAAUUCACACUGGGGAGAAACCUUAUGAAUGCAAGCAGUGUGGAAAGACAUUCAGACUGAGAUCCAGUCUUUCUCAUCACCAGAGAAUCCACACUGGGGAGAAACCCUAUGAAUGCAAGCAAUGUGGAAAGACAUUCAGACUGAGAUCCCAUCUUGCUCAUCAUCAGAGAAUUCACACUGGGGAGAAACCCUAUGAAUGCAAACAAUGUGGAAAGACUUUCAGACAGAGCUCCCAUCUUGUUGUACAUCAGAGAAUCCACACUGGUGAGAAACCUUAUGAAUGUAAACAAUGUGGAAAGACAUUCAGUCAGAGCUUCGAUCUUGCUGUACAUCAGAGAAUUCACACUGGGGAGAAACCUUAUGAAUGCAAGCAAUGCGGAAAAAUAUUCCGUCAGAGCUCCCAUCUUGCUCAUCAUCAGAAAAUCCACCCUGGGGAGAAACCUUAAGAAUAUGAGCUGUGUGGAAAGAUGUUCACAUGUCACUCCAGUCUUGCUAUUGUGUGAAGGAAAUUUACUCUCCCCCCUUUCUAGGGCAGUAUACCUGGUGUGAGCCUGAACUUGACCCAGGGUAUGAUUAUGUGAUGGAAAACAUGAAUGGUAGUAAUUAAAAGGCAGCAGUAGAAUCGAGAUAUCAAGAGACAAGGGCAGGGUGAUGUUUCCUUCACUACCCCCUGUAUUGCUCCCCUGGGAGGCCCAGGCAAAAUAGGAAGACACAGUUGGCUCCUGAGGUGAGAUUUGUGAGUUAGUGGGUGGAGAAAAAGGUUUAAUAAACUGAGGCAAGAGCAGAUAUCUAAGCUCUUUCAGUUUUGUUGCUGGCUGGACUACCCUGUUAGCAUAGCUAGGUCACCCUAAUAGUGAACGCAGAAUAGAAAGCUAAGUGGAGCAAUGAGGAAAGUCACUCCUAUUUUUCCAUCUUCCCCUACUACCUUAGAUUUAAGGCUAGUCUUAUAAUUUUCACUCUUAUACUAUACAUCACAGAAACCACAGACCUCUCAGUUUGCUUAAAAUCAGACAAUUCACUCUACUGUGUCAUAAACUCUUCUAAAAUUAGGUCCAAAUGAGCAUAUGAUUUAGGCAUAAAGUGUGAUCCCAUGAGAAAAUUAAGGGAGUGUAGAAUAGUUUACCUUUCAGAUCAAUUUAUUGAUAAGGGAAGAGUUUAUGACCAAAUAAGAUAUAAAUAAUGUUAUGAGGUAUAAAAUAGGCAAUUUUAUUCUAUUAAAUUCAGAACUGUUUAUACAAACAGAACUAAUGUAACCAAGAUUAAAAGCUGAAACAAGAAGUUAUCAUUUGCUUUACAACAAUAUGUCCAAUUAAAUAUUUCAGUUUUUAAGAAUUUUAACACUAUUCUCAAAUGCUUUAAUUCAUCAAUUCAUGGCAACUCUAUCUAAAGAGGAGUUAAUUUAGUAAUGGAAUAAUGUCUUUGCUCUAUAGAAAUCAUUUGUAAUUAGCAUCAUUUCCUAUAUAAGGUUUUCCCAAAAAUGAAAUAAAAUUAUUGACAUUCCAAUGACUUCUAUUGAGUUGAAUGCAUUAUCAAAAUGAUUAUCUUGCAUAGAAAAUCACCAUGCAUCUAUCACCUUGACACUGUAGACUGAUUGUACUCAGAGGCCAGUGUAACAUAACUGAUACAAUUACAUUUAGUUCUACAAUUUCUAAACCUUACACUUACAUAUCAAAUCUUAAGCCUAUUUUGCAUUAAGGUUUGUACUACAUAUGUGGUGAAAGUUUAUCACACCAAUACAGAACUCCAAGCUAAAUAGGUUUGUUAGGAAGAUACCAGACUCCCAGUAAACCUGGACCCAGAUCAAAUCAAGAGCAGAGACCCUGAGGCUUAGGAGAUAGUCUUUUUUAUGCCAAGAAAUCUCAUGACACAGUGAUAGAAAAUAGUCACAUGAAAAUAAGAAUGGUUGCAAAAUCAUUCCUAUGGGCAUCUUCUUGAUGGCACAAUUGCUGAUUAAUCUGGUAAGUGUACAAAAGAUCACUAUGGGUGGUAACUUUGCAGCACUCAGGGUCUUGAUGUUUUCACUGAUAAAUAUAGUGGAAUAAUAGGAGUUGGCCGUUUUGGUUAACUGAUAUGUGAAAACAAGAGUUAUCCCUCCAUCUCCUGCAUGACUUGUCUUGUUCUACAAAGAAGACCAUCCUUCCUCUUUUUGUCUGACCAUCUUGUUAUACACCCAAGAGGGGUGUGGUAGGAUUUAUGAAAUGAUAUUACCCCAAACUGUAAUUAGCUGUUUAUAAUUUUUAUAAAGUAAACUAUCAUUUGACUAUGAACUCAAAAUGAAUGAUUGUGUUAUAAAAAAUCAUAAAGGCUAAUACUAUUAUAAUCAUAAAAGGGGGUAGGGGGUUUCACACUCACACAUACAAGGUCAAAUAUAAUUAUCCUAAUAGUUGAAUAUGUGAAUUGGAGUGCUACUACAUUAUAAUUUAAGACAGUUCCAUGAAAUCUAGAUUCAUCUUUAUAAAAGGUACCCUACUGUGUAAUUAGAAUCUGUUACCCUAGAACUACUAUUUCCAGCAAAACUACAAUCCCUAGCAAAACUAUGAUACCCAGAACCCCACUCACUCCCUGUCAUUACAUGCUGGUGUUGACAGGAUAUGAAUUGGGUGGAGGUCCAGCUCUUUCACUCCAUCCUUCCUGUUUCAGCUUUGGUGGAGCGGGGGAUUUUUGAGCAGAUAGAAAAACUUAGUUACA